Scophthalmus maximus (turbot) is the source of this 5077-nucleotide messenger RNA. RefSeq names its product leucine rich repeat and Ig domain containing 1a (gene lingo1a). The transcript has 2 exons. The record is from RefSeq and is a predicted model, not a curated record. NCBI's taxonomy places the organism in Eukaryota, Metazoa, Chordata, Actinopteri, Pleuronectiformes, Scophthalmidae. Gene Ontology annotation, cellular component: plasma membrane. Gene Ontology annotation, molecular function: protein binding. The coding region runs from base 793 to 2640 and encodes 615 amino acids.
CGGACAAAUGUGGACCGAUGAGGCUGCCAAAGAAAAACGCGCAGAGUCUAAAUACAUGCACCAGCGAAUGGACAGACUGCGAGCGCACGGCCAUCCAACUCAUAUGAGCAAUAAUAACGGCGCGAACACGCACACACCCCGCCCACACACACACACACACACACACACACGUGAGUAGGGCACCGGGCAGGGUGCGUUCCGCCGAUCAUCUCCGUCCCUCCCUCCAGCGGGCAGAUCGCCUGUGCCUCCUGACAGUGCAGAGACUGCGAGGCUGUGGAGCGGCUGCAUCGGGCGGAGAGGACUGUGCGCCUGCAUCGGGGAGCGGUGCGUGGGAGUUGUUUCUCUCUUCUCUACCUGCCAUUUGCAUUCCGUCGUCUUUAUUCUCUGGCAUACACUCGAUCCCCGGACGAGUCCGGGCGCACUGGGAGUCCCGUUACCGAGUGAGCAUCGCGCGCUUUGUGUGUGUGUGUGCGCGCGCGAGAGUGUGUGCGUAAGUGUGUGGGGGGGUUCGCCUGUUUCAACUACAGCUGUCGGAUGAUCGUAUAGCACCGGGGUUGCUGACGUUCGUGGAGACACUCGUUGGAAAUCUGCAAGGGACGACCGGCUGUUGUGUAUUCUCCUCAGCUUCAGCAUCUUUUUGGAGAGACAGAGAGAGAGAGAGAGCUUCCUUUCAAGGCGAUGGACUUGAGAUAGUGCGUCUCCAUUUGCGUCGUGGUGGUUGGGAGUUGCCGUCGGUGAGAAAUGCGAAAGGAUGCUCGGAAGCAGUGAAGGCUACAGCAGGUAACCGAUAAGAUGGUGGCCAGGGAAGCGACUGGGCACAGCUACCUGGUGGCUUGCUGGCAGCCCAUUCUGAUCCUGAUGCUGGGCACUGUGCUGUCUGGCUCCACCACAGGAUGUCCAUCCCGCUGUGAGUGCAAUGUUCAAGAGCGCUCUGUGAUGUGUCACCGCAAGAAGCUCAUGACAGUUCCUGAAGGCAUUCCUGCAGAAACCAAACUGCUCGACCUCAGCAAGAACCGCAUUAGAACCAUCAACCCGGAUGAGUUUGUCAACUUUGCCAACCUCGAACACCUGGAGCUCAGUGAAAAUACAAUUUCCACUAUUGAACCUGGAGCUUUCAACAACCUGUACGGAUUGCGGACAUUGGGGCUGCGUAGUAACAAGCUUAAGCUGAUCCAGCUUGGUGUCUUCACAGGCCUAAGCAAUCUUACGCAGCUGGACAUAAGUGAAAACAAAAUUGUCAUCCUGUUGGACUACAUGUUCCAGGAUUUGUACAACCUCCGGUCUUUAGAGGUAGGUGAUAACGACCUGGUUUUCAUCUCCCACCGUGCUUUUCAUGGCCUAAGUAGCCUUGAGCACCUGAGCCUUGAGAAGUGCAACUUGUCCUCUGUGCCAACAGAGGCUUUCACCCAUCUCCACAGUUUGAUCACUCUCAGGCUGCGCCACCUCAAUAUCAAUGUGAUACGGGAUUACUCCUUCAAACGUCUCUAUCGGUUGAAAGUUCUGGAAAUAGCCAAUUGGCCAUAUUUGGAUACGAUGACCCCAAACUGCUUGUAUGGAUUAAAUCUCACCUCCCUGACCAUUGCAAAUGCCAACCUGACCACAAUUCCUUAUGUAGCCCUGCGGCACCUGGUUUAUUUGCGCUUUCUCAAUCUUUCAUAUAACCCUAUCCAUACCAUUGAGGGGAAUAAGCUCCAUGAUCUUCUGCGUCUGCAGGAAUUUCACCUGGUGGGGGGCAGACUGGCAAUGAUUGAGCCCUACUCUUUCCGUGGUCUAAACUAUCUGAAGAUUCUAAAUGUGUCUGGGAACUCUCUUAGCACGUUAGAGGAGUCUGCUUUCCAUUCAGUUGGCAACCUGGAAACCCUUGCCUUGUAUGAUAAUCCCCUAGCCUGUGACUGCCGACUGUUAUGGGUUUUUCGACGACGCUGGCGACUGAACUUCAACAGGCAGCAGCCCACCUGUGCCUCUCCCGAGUUUGUCCAAGGCAAAGAAUUCAAAGACUUCCCGGAUGUUCUGCAGCCUAACUACUUCACAUGUCGCAAAUCUAGGAUUAGGGAUCGCAAACCCCAGCAGAAAUUUGUUGAUGAGGGAGCCAUUGUUCAUUUUGCUUGCCAAGCAGAUGGAGACCCUGCUCCAGUUAUAAUGUGGCUAUCCCCACAGAAAAAGUUCAUCACCACCAAGACAAUUGGAAGGCUCUCUGUGUUGCCAGAUGGUACCCUUGAGGUGCGCUACGCCCAGAUUCAAGACAAUGGUACAUAUGUGUGUAUAGCUAGCAACGCAGGCGGAAAUGACACCUCUCUGGCUCACCUGCACAUUCAUAGCUAUUCGCCUGACUGGCCAAACCAGCCCAAUAAGACUUUUGCCUUCAUCUCCAACCAGCCCACUGAAACAGGUGCUAAUGGCACAAGAGCCAAUGCCCCUUUCCCAUUUGAUAUAAAGACGUUGAUCAUUGCGACUACAAUGGGCUUCAUUUCUUUUCUCGGCGUUGUCUUGUUUUGCCUUGUACUGCUCUUUCUUUGGAGCAGAGGUAAAGGCAACACUAAGCACAACAUUGAGAUCGAGUAUGUGCCACGGAAAUCGGACGCUGGCAUGAGCAGCAGUGCAGUGGAUGCUCCUCGCAAGUUUAACAUGAAAAUGAUUUAAGGGAGUGGUGGAAUUUAAUCAUAUUGAACUUCAAAAUAAGACAAAAAGAAAAGAAGACAUUUUCUUUCCUCUCUCACAAACCUGUGGAUCCUGGUCUGUUAACACAGAGUAACAUGUUUUUUCCUGACUUUAACAAGUGAGAGGGAAUGAAAGCUCACCAAGUCCUACAUGGCCUUCUGGGGCACUGAUUGAAAGGCAGAUUUGUCAUAAACGGUUCAUAUUCCUGUGGAUUUAUACUGGGAAAAAAUAUAUCAGAAAAGAAAAAACACUUCAACAGCCAGAAUGCAAGAGGCAGAUCAGAUUUUGACCAUCGCUGUUUUUGUCUGUAUUUUUUAUUUAGUGUUUGUUUUUGAUUUCCAAGGUUAGAUGUCAAGUUAUGAUUGAGAUUAAUAUGGGUUGAUGAGCACAUUUAUACAACUGGGAUGCAUUACAUCAUUACAUCACAAAUAAUUGGUGUUAAAUUAUGAAUGCUAGAACUACAAAUUAUUUUUCUUUCCUACACUGACAAUAGUUCUGUAAUGCGUUAAAUGUAUAUCUUUGUCAGAAUACCUGAUGAAAUCUGUUGAAAGUGUACACCACAGCAAUUACAAGAAAUACAGAACAAAAGUAUUGCACAAUGAUAAUUAUGGAAAAUACAAAACUGUUGGUAAUACUGUAUGUAAACUCAAUUUGAAUAUCAAAGUGAUAAACGAUUCGAAACCCACUUGUUCAUCAAACAAUUACAAUGAAUGAAACUCUAAAACAGUUUACACUGGUCAGAUGUAUCAUGCACUUUUAAACUGCGGGGGUUAUAGAGGUGUGUGAAGUGGACAAAAUAUUAUCUAUUUUUCAAGUAAAGAGGCAGCAGUGUAGAGGUAAGUAUAAUUUUCAAUGAACAUAAAAAUGCAAAUAAAUGACAUUUAUUUAAACUUAAAAUUAAUAAACAUAUAAUAAAUAAGUUGGAUAUAAAUAAGCUACAAAAACUGAGUAAUUGAAGUGAUCUAAACCAAAAUUGUGUAAUAUUAAAAUUGUGUAAACUUAAAAUAAAACAUGUAUCACUCUAAUCAUGCUGCCCCCCCCAAUCAGAAUGCAUGAUGCCCCUGACACUAUUCUUUAUUUGACUUAGGGAUGCAUAAGCUCAACUGUUAUGAUACCAAUUUUACAUACAGAACUGUAAAAAAAAUCUGCCAAAAGUAUGCAAGAAUAAUUACAAUGUUAGAAAGGUAAAUGUGACAAGUUUUAGUUUUGAAAAGUAAAACAAAAUCCAGUUGUUAAAUGUGUCUCUUAAUAUAGGAUUUUAACAUUAAGGAAAUGAUAGCCUUUUGAGCCCAGUAUCUAAUAUCAGUGUCACUCAUCCCCAGUUUUCAGAUGCAACCCAGACAGUACACGUGGAUUGAGGAUAUGAUACAGAAGGCAGUGUGAGAUUUUGUAGAUAUGAUGCUUUGUAACAAGAAUAGAUGCAGCAUCUGCCAUAUGGUUCAGCCAUCCAACUGUACGGUUGGCAUUGCUACAUUAAUACUUUAAAAGCUCAUCCCUGACCUUUUAAAUUGCAUUUAAAAAAAACAAUUAUGUAAUGGUAUUAUUUUGUGCUCGACAUGAUUGUGAGGAAUAAAAGUUGUGGUGCUCACGUUUUUGGAUACAAUGUGCUCCUCAAGCUGUAGAAUAUUUCUUUCAUUGUGGGUUAUUUUUCUUGGUUGUUUGAUGGAAUCAGUGAUUUACUUAUGUGCCCCCCAUUAAAGCCAUGGAAAUAUUACCCACCAGGAUCAUUUUCAGGUUUGCUAUGCCCCACGAAAUGUGCAUUGAUUGUCCCGGGGAGAAGAACUGCUGCAUAUAGUGCUCCCAGUUGGUCCUGCAUAUAAAAUCUGAGGUUACAGCCUUACCUUUACAAGUACACACUGUGGACAGCUGGGCUUUGCAAACGUGUGUGAGGAUAAAGGCUAAGUCAUUUAUGAUGGAUGACAUUACAGACAAUGACACAGUAAUGGGCUGGAAGUAUGGACUGAAUAUGCAGAUGGUUGGAGUGACACAGAUGUUUUCACCCGUGGAGCAAUCAGAAGCAGCUUUGGUGUAAUCCGUUUUGCAUAAAGGAAAAAAAAACACUGGAUAUGGCUCAUGGUUCUCCCUCUUGCUGAUAAUGAAUGCUCUCUUUGUUCAAAGUGUGGCUACUGUACCUAGCCGUUUUUGGCCCCGAGUGAUCCCAGGAUUCUGUUUUUAUUUUGUUUCUGUUAUCCCUAUUUUUUUUAAUUUUGACCCUGGACUAUAUUGACCAUGUAGUCCAAGCCAACUUUUUACAAAAAAGAUAAUAAAAAAUUAAUCUAUGGAAAAUACAUUUAAAUUGUUCUGUGCAAUAAAGGUAAUAUGCAGAUUUUUUUUUUUUUAAAUUAACAAAAUUUUGUUGAUGUUGAAUUGUUGACAAUAUGGUAUGUUGUAUUAAACAAUCUAUGGACUUUUUUAAACA